Molecule: messenger RNA, 1559 nt
Organism: Seriola aureovittata
Lineage: Eukaryota; Metazoa; Chordata; Actinopteri; Carangiformes; Carangidae
Gene: cenatac
Product: centrosomal AT-AC splicing factor
Exons: 11
Coding region: 140-1219 (359 amino acids)
Source: RefSeq, a predicted model, not a curated record
AGCAGACUACCAACGCUCGUGAGUUGAGUUGCGAUAAAUAAAAUAAUAAUUAAAAUAAUAAUAGAGAUGUUUGGUUUAAGCUCGAGUCCCGUGUCAGCUUAACUGUAGUUUACUGUAGUGUACUACUCCCAUCGCAUCAAUGGGGGCCUAUUACUGCCACAUAUGUAGGCAGACAACGUUCACCGGGAAGGGACAUAUCUUCGGAAAAAGUCAUCAAAGCAGACUCAGAGUGGUUCUUCUCAAAUUCUUGGAAAAGGUGAAGGAAGCUCGUCGAACACUUAAAAAGCCCCAAGUAGAAAAGUUUGACUGCACACAGCCCAAGCAGACAUUCUGGUGCUGCUGCUGUGGGCUCGAAGUUAAUAGAAACGUUACAGAUGGCAACAUGACUGUGCUGUACGGAGGGUUGUUGGAACACAUGGCCACCCCAGAACACAGGAAAAAUACACACAAGUUUUGGUGGGACAACAAAGCCGACCCCAAGCUUAGAGACAAGGUCAUCGUCACAGAGGAGGAAACUGAGAGGUUUAAAUCUGAGCUGGCAAAUGUGUUGGAAUCCUUUGUGGAGAAGGAGGAUGAAUUCAUUAAACAGCAAGCUGAUUAUAUCCGGACCCAGGAGAAGCAUCGUCAAGAGGUCCUUCAGUCUCUUUUAGAGCGUGACGCAGAGCCGGAGUUGUACAAUGGACCCAACGGCACAGACAUGUCUGCAGAGGAUUCUGUCAGCUCUCAGUUUCCAUCUCAGGGAUCAGACCAGCAGCCAGGUAGCAGCUUUGUGGACUCAGUGGUGGAAUCACCGUGGGCUGCAACAGGACAAGGCCUGACUUUUAUCGGCUAUCAGGAUUCAUCAAACAGUGGAAAUGUCCAUACAGGUGCCAUCCCUCCUUGGCUCCAGGACGAUCCUCUGGAGGGGACCUCAAAUUCUACAGCAAAUGUAGAGAUUGGCCCAUCGCUUCAAGAGUUCCUCAAACAGAAGGAGCAAGAGAAGCUGAGGAAGCUUCCACCGAACAGAGUCGGAGCCAACUUUGAUCACAGCUCACACACAGACGCCAACUGGCUUCCCUCUUUUGGUAGAGUGUGGAACAGCGGCCGACGCUGGCAGUCCAGGCAUCAAUUCAGACAAGAGGAAGGGCAGAAGAACAGACAAAAGAGGAAGAGGGAGCACAACACAGACGGGUCAAAGAAAGCAAAAACGACUGAAAAGCCGACAAAUUCUGACACUUAAAACUGAGUAUGCUGUAUGAGAAUUUACGAGUGAAAGGAUGUAUAGAGUUUGUAAGAUGUGAAUGAGGUUAUAUGCGGUUUUUUUUUUAGGAGUUGUACUUGGUUGAAAUGCUCAGGCUGACUAGACAGCCUCCUGUAUUUCCAAACUUACCUUCUUUAAAACAUAACUGGGAAAGUCUGCAUUAAAGAUAUUAACUUGGUAUAUUAAGCAGAGCUUAGGGGAGGUUUUUAUGUUAGAACAUUACCUUUGAUAAUUGCACUUUUUUAAAUAUAACAACUGCAUUGUACACUCAACACCACCCUGCUGCACAUUCAAAAGAUUAAACCAAAUUGGUCACUGA